UGGUGUCAGUGGAGCAGGGACGAGUCCCAGCCACUGCAGACAGCCCCGGCGAGCGCGGCAGCCCGGGUGGGGUUUGCAGGGCACAGGAAGGGGCUGUAACAGCUGGGAGCGGUGGGUGCCGGGAGGAAGGAGGCAGGAGCCGGGAGAACAAAGAACCGAGAGCAUCAGACCCCGCGCAACUCCUGAAAGACCAGACGCUGCUGCCUCCAUCGUGACCUGGGAGCUGAGCAGUUGCUGCUUCCCCAGCGGGGUCUGUGCUGGGGAGAGCCCGUCAUUAACCCCUCCGUGGCCGGCCGGGGGGGACCUUCUCCGGCUAGAAACCGCCCCGGACUCUGCUGACGGCUGCAGAAUGACACCCACAUCUCGCUCCAGCUCAUCCCAGCCUCCCAAGGAACAGGGGAGAGGAAGGGCUGCAGUGGAGCCAGCUCAGGGGCUGGUGACCUUCGAGGAGGUGGCUGUGUAUUUCACCAAGGGGGAAUGGGCUCUGCUGGACCCCGCUCAGAGAGUCCUCUACAGAGAUGUCAUGCAGGAGAACUAUGAGAAUGUGACCUCGCUGGGUGAUGACUUUCUCCAGCUGGUACAGCCCCAAAGGGAGCCCCCGGCCCUGUUAAUACUAAAUUGUGAGCCACACACUCCAGGCUGCAGAAUGACAUCCAUGUUUUGCUCCAGCUCAUCCCAUCCUCCCAUGGGGUGGGGGAGAAAAAUGGCUGCAGUGGAGCCAGCUCAGGGGCUGACCUUCGAGGAGGUGGCUGUGUAUUUCACCAGGGAAGAGGGGGCUCUGCUGGACCCUGCUCAGAGAGCCCUCUACAGAGAUGUCAUGCAGGAGAACUAUAAGAAUGUGACCUCGCUGGGGUUUCAAGUUUCCCAACCUCAAGUGAUCUCCCAGCUGGAACAAGGGGAAGAGCCAUGGGUCCCAGACCUCCAGGGUUCUGAGAAAGAAGUGCUUCCGAGAGCUGCCUGCACAGCAGGUGAUGCAAUGGUAUGUGAGAAAGAGAAGCAGAAUUCUCAUCAAGAAAAUGUUGAGCAAAUGGAUAAACACAGAGAUUUAUCAGAAAGAUUGAAAAGGAAUGUGUCCAGGAGUCAUGAUCAGGGAAAAUCCUGUGAGAUUCAGCACAGACCAGAAAGAGAGCAGGGAAACCAGCUGGGGGAGAAAGUGGGUAAAUUUAUUUCCUGUCAGGGAACUCACAAGGACCUAAAGGAAACCACAACACAGCAGGAAGUCCUCAGGGGGAAGAGGAAAAAUACAUGCACUGAGUGUGGGAAAAACUUCACUUUCAGAUCAGGCCUUUCUGAUCAUCAGAGAAUCCACACAGGUGAGAGGCCGUAUGAAUGCAGUGAGUGUGGGAAAAGGUUCACUCAAAGAUCAGGCCUUUUUCAACAUCAGAGAAUCCACACAGGAGAGAGGCCCUUCAAAUGCACUGAGUGUGGGAAAAGCUUCACUCAAAGAUCAGCCCUUUCUGAACAUCAGAGAAUCCACAGAGGGGAGAGGCCCUAUGAAUGCACUGAGUGUGGGAAAAGCUUCACUCAAAGAUCAGCCCUUUUUACACAUCAGAGAAUCCACACAGGUGAGAGGCCCUACGAAUGCAGUGAGUGUGGGAAAAGCUUCACUCAAAGAUCAGCCCUUUCUGAACAUCAGAGAAUCCACACAGAGGAGAGGCCCUACGAAUGCAGUGAGUGUGGGAAAACCUUCACUCACAGAUCAGGCCUUUUUCACCAUCAGAGAAUCCACACAGGGGAGAGGCCCUACGAAUGCAGUGAGUGUGGGAAAAGCUUCACUCAAAGAUCAGCCCUUUCUGAACAUCAGAGAAUCCACACAGAGGAGAGGCCCUACAAAUGCAGUGAGUGUGGGAAAAGCUUCACUCAAACAUCGUCCCUUUUUCAACAUCAGAGAAUCCACACAGGGGAGAGGCCCUACAAAUGCAGUGAGUGUGGGAAAAGCUUCACUCAAAGAUCAGGCCUUUUUGAACAUCAGAGAAUCCACACAGGGGAGAGGCCCUACGAAUGCAGUGAGUGUGGGAAAAGCUUCACUCAAAGAUCAGGCCUUUUUGAACAUCAGAGAAUCCACACAGGGAAGAGACCCUACAAAUGCAGUGAGUGUGGGAAAACCUUUACUCACAGAUCAGGCCUUUUUCACCAUCAGAGGAUCCACACAGGGGAGAAGCCCUACGAAUGCAGUGAGUGUGGGAAAAGCUUCACUCAAAGAUCAACACUUUCUGAACAUCAGAGAAUCCACACAGGAGAGAGGCCCUACGAAUGCAGUGAGUGUGGGAAUACCUACUCUUGGCACUCAGCCCAUGUUAGGCAUCAGAGAAUCUGCAAGGGAGAUCAACACCAUAAAAACCUCUAGGGCUAUCGAUACUUUUUUCUUUAAUAAUUUUCCUGAUUCCCACAUAGUAACUUUUAAAGCUGUUUGAACUGUUUGCAGCACACUUAUUCCUCAGCUUGCCAAGAUGAGUGGCCCAUUUUUGCCUUUUGCAGUUCACCCUCUUUUGAGUUGGACCUAUUUGUCUUUUCUCUUGUCCCAUGAGUAAUUUGUGUGCCCUUCCUAGCAGGAAGCAGGGAGCAUCACAUUUAUACCAUUCCUCCUAUUGCAAAGUUAUUGUUAGUUACCAAUGAUACAGAUUGUAUCAUUGCCAAUUGUUUUCAUGUUGCUCUGGGUUUUGCUGAAGAGAAGUUAUAUUGGGAACUUUUCAAAUUAUAUGUAAAUGAAGAGGAGCAGAGGCAGAAAAAAAAGUGUCAUUUCAGCAUCUGUGACACUGGAAGGAGAUGGGGUGACUCAGUUCUGGAGUGAUGUGGAAAGAGGGAAUCUCUGUUACAUUUUGUCUGAACCAGGCAGAGUUUAUCUUCAUCACAUUCCAUCCAUCCACUUCAGAAAGUGUCAUGUGAUGAAGCAUUCUCCAUUGUCUGUGCUUGAAGAUGAUGCUUUGACUUUUUUAAUCCUAUAUCAGAGUCGCUAUGACUGGAGAUGAAAGUGUCAAAGACCUGGAAGGGGAAUUCAAAUGGAUCCCAAACACAGUGUGAUCAUUUGGUGUUUAAAUCCCAGGUUCCAUUUUUGGUAAAGCCACUUCUGGCAAGGUGGCUGUUUUCCCCCUCAUGCAGAUGCUAGGAUUCUAAACAUUUUGUAAAUAACAUCACUCAGCACUGUCUCAAUAGUCAGUGAUGAGUGAAGUAUGUUUGAAUGGAUCAGAGGAAAAUGUGAUGGGAGAAUCUCUUGUUCUGAUUCUGAAUAAUCAGAUGUAACCUGCUCUUGAAUUUCACUUGACACUUUCAUUGUCAUGUAUUCUGUCUCUCUGUGAUGUGGGUUUCUAUCUUUUCUGAAGGCUGUUUGGUCACCCAAUUGGAUAUUAGUUCAGUGUGACAGGAUGUAGCUCGGAUUUAUUGGAGAAUUUAAGAGAAAUGACUAUUUGCUAAAGUCAUCAUUUCUCACUUCAGCUUUGCUUUAUCCCCAUCCCUCCACGAUGACAUGGAGAAAGUUCAAGUGCACUUCUGUAAACAGGAGAGAAAUCUCCAAUUUAUUGGACAUGCUAACAAAGAAACAGCAGUGAUUUAAAAUCUCCACUUGGAAAUGGUGAACAACAACAGAGCCCAACUAACUAAAGGAAGUGCAUAUGAUCACAGUGUUGAAGUCGAUAUUGUCUCAGAUGAUCUAGGGAGAGAAUUCCACGGUAAGUGGAUUUGAACUAGGCAAAAUGCCCAUGUAUUUCAUUCCCAAUGCAUUUGUAACCCAGGCCCCACAGAAGAUCUCUCCUAGCUAAUCCUAUGCUAUGGGAGAUGCUGCCCUUCAUGACGCAGAUAUUGAGGAAAUAGAAGUGGGGUUUUUGUUGAAGUUAUCCUUUGUAGGUGCUAAAAAUGUGUAUAAAAUGAAAUUAGUGUUGGAAAUCUAAAAUAGCUGCAAAAAAUAGCUAUUUUUGAAUAGAAACUCCAGCUCUGUUAACUAACAGAGACUCUGAUCCAUACCUGUAUCCAGGCCCUUGCCUGGAACUGUGCCACCAAAUUAAAUUAAAACUCGGCAUGUUUUUGGAAGCCAUUCCUUACCAACACUGCUGAGAUUUGGAGUGGUUUUGUAAAGGAUUCUACUUCAGAGAAGUGUAAAUUUACCCUAACCAAGACCAAGGAUUUGGAAAGAACUGGGGUUGAAAGAGUCCACACCCAGUUCUUGGUUUCCACCUCAGUAAAGGAAGCUAUGGUGACCAAUGACCCAAAGAAAAUUGUUUGUACAACUCCACUUACUAGUGUCACUGAUUACAGUUCCAAAAUUUGCCAGGGUUAGACUGAGAACAAUCAUCCUUCACCGUUUGGAUGAAAAGAGAGAGUGCUUCAUAGGACAUUCCUUCCCCGUGGAUCCCAACCUUGCUGCCUGAUUGGGUAAUAAGGACUUUUAGCCUGUAGAAAUGAUGGUAAUCAAUGAGGCAAUGGAUGUGUCAGGCUUCAAUUUCAGACUUCCGGAUAUAUGCAUGUUGAAUCCUGAUUCUAUGUUUUUGUGUCUGACGCUCUGGCUACACAAUAAAGCUGACGUUGGCGCAGCUGCACCAAUGUAGCUGUGCUGCUGUAGCACUGCUAUUACAGAUGCUCUCAGCCAAUGGGAGAGAUCUCUUCCAUCGGACUUUAUUAGUCCAGCCCCCACAAGCGGUGGUGGCUAUGUUGGCAGGAGACGCUCUCCUGCUGAUGUAACACUAUCUACACAGGGAGUUAGGGCUGUGUAACUAUUUUGCUAAACUGUGUGGAUUUUUCACACCCCCGAGCAAUAUAGUUAUACUGAUCAAUGUCUUUAGUUUUCUCUUGUGUUUUAUGCAUUUACAUCACUUCUCCUCUACCUCCUCCUACUUUGAAAGAUUAAAAAGUGUGAAAAGAGAGGUAUUUUUCCUCAUGAUGCAAACAUUCCCACAUAGGAGACCCCUUCCACCAACACACAUGGCAGAAGAACUAAAAAUAUAUGAACCCACAGAAGUGGUUGGGACCUACGUUGGGACAAACCACAACUUGAGCCAAGGUUCAGUUGUUGGCAAAGGGGAUUAAAAGAAAACUAAUAUAUAUGACAAGAAUUUGAGAUCUUUGAAUAUGUUAGUGUUACUGGUGA
Molecule: messenger RNA, 5077 nt
Organism: Malaclemys terrapin pileata
Lineage: Eukaryota; Metazoa; Chordata; Testudines; Emydidae
Product: zinc finger protein 436-like
Exons: 8
Coding region: 350-2347 (665 amino acids)
Biological process (GO): negative regulation of transcription by RNA polymerase II
Molecular function (GO): DNA-binding transcription repressor activity, RNA polymerase II-specific
Source: RefSeq, a predicted model, not a curated record